ACAGAUCGUUCAAAAGAGUUUUAUCGAGGAUUCUUACAAGACAGGCCAACAUUUAUUCCGUACGGCAGAUAUCCUCGUUACCCCGCGCGCGUCGAGUAAAAGACAGCUUGCCUCCGGUCUCUCUUCCCCGCCGAAAUAUCUACGAUACACACUCCUAUUACUCUCUUUCUCCUUCGAUCGAUACGUCAGACGAUUCUAUUCUCCGCCUGCUUCUUCUUCUAUCUCUCUUUCUCUUUCCUCCUAUUCUCGUCCUAUUCUCGUCCUUUUCGUCGUCGUCGUCGUCGUCGUCGUCGUUGUCGUACUUCAUUCGCGACACAAUUUCUUCACCUCCGCCGCUCUUCCUCCUCUUCUUCCUUUUUUCUUUUCCUCCUCUUCCUCCUCUUCCUUCUCUUAGUGAUACCGCGACGAUUUACGAAUCUCCCUUUGUCCGCUAAUCGUUUUUAUUGAGUACGUGAGAUUCUAACGAGAGUGAUACUACUGUCAAAAUCAGAAACUGUACAUAUUAUUUUGAAUACUUUUCUUAUUAGGUGGUUCAAGCAAAAGGAGGCAAGAUGCCGGCUGUUAGAGGUGAUGGCAUGCGAGGAUUAGCUGUCUUUAUUUCAGACAUUAGGAAUUGUAAAAGUAAAGAGGCAGAAAUUAAAAGAAUAAACAAGGAAUUGGCAAAUAUACGUAGCAAGUUUAAAGGUGAUAAGACGCUGGAUGGAUAUCAGAAGAAAAAGUAUGUGUGCAAGCUUCUAUUUAUUUUCUUGCUCGGUCAUGAUAUCGAUUUUGGGCACAUGGAAGCAGUUAACUUGCUUUCCUCUAAUAAAUAUUCGGAAAAACAAAUUGGUUAUCUUUUUAUAUCAGUUCUAGUAAAUACCAAUAGUGAUCUCAUUAAAUUAAUAAUCCAAAGUAUAAAAAAUGAUCUUGCGUCUCGCAAUCCAAUUCAUGUAAAUCUAGCGUUGCAAUGCAUCGCUAAUAUUGGUAGCAAAGAAAUGGCAGAAGCAUUUGGUAACGAAAUUCCAAAGUUACUUGUGUCAGGGGAUACAAUGGAUGUAGUUAAGCAAAGCGCAGCGUUGUGCUUGUUGCGAUUAUUACGUACUGCCCCUGACGUUGUCCCUAGCGGAGAAUGGACAUCUCGCAUAGUACAUCUUUUGAACGAUCAACAUCUUGGUGUUGUAACUGCAGCUGCAUCGUUGAUAGAUGCACUCGUUAAAAGAAAUCCUGACGAGUACAAAGGCUGCGUUAGUCUCGCAGUUUCCAGAUUAAGCAGAAUCGUAACGUCGAAUUACACAGAUCUACAAGAUUAUACUUAUUAUUUCGUGCCAGCUCCGUGGCUGUCUGUUAAAUUAUUAAGAUUGUUACAAAAUUAUACACCGCCAGCUGAAGAUCCAGGAGUCAGAGGAAGAUUAAACGAGUGUUUGGAAACGAUAUUAAAUAAAGCUCAAGAACCACCAAAAUCAAAGAAAGUACAACAUUCUAAUGCAAAGAACGCAGUUCUCUUUGAGGCUAUUAGUCUAAUUAUUCAUAAUGAUAGCGAACCAAAUUUAUUAGUACGCGCGUGCAAUCAAUUGGGCCAAUUUUUAUCAAAUCGUGAAACGAAUCUACGUUAUUUGGCACUGGAGUCUAUGUGCCAUUUAGCCACAUCCGAAUUUUCCCACGAAGCUGUGAAGAAACAUCAAGAGGUAGUGAUAUUGUCUAUGAAGAUGGAAAAAGAUGUGUCAGUAAGGCAGCAAGCGGUAGACUUAUUGUAUGCCAUGUGCGAUAAGAGUAAUGCAGAAGAAAUAGUACAAGAAAUGUUAAACUAUCUCGAGACUGCGGAUUAUUCUAUCAGAGAGGAAAUGGUUUUAAAGGUAGCCAUUUUAGCAGAGAAAUAUGCUACAGAUUAUACUUGGUACGUUGACGUUAUCCUAAAUCUAAUCAGGAUAGCCGGUGACUAUGUCUCGGAAGAAGUUUGGUAUAGAGUUAUACAGAUUGUCAUUAACAGAGAUGACGUACAAGGAUAUGCCGCUAAAACUGUUUUUGAGGCUCUGCAAGCGCCGGCGUGUCACGAAAACAUGGUCAAAGUCGGCGGAUACAUUUUAGGAGAAUUUGGUAACCUUAUUGCUGGUGAUCAGCGCUCAUCUCCAUCCGUACAAUUUCAACUAUUACAUUCCAAGUAUCACUUGUGUUCCCCGAUGACACGAGCGUUAUUGUUAUCUACCUACAUCAAGUUUGUUAAUCUCUUCCCCGAAAUACGGACCCAAAUCCAGGACGUUUUCAGACAACACAGCAACUUGCGUAGCGCGGAUGCCGAACUUCAGCAAAGAGCAUCAGAAUAUUUGCAAUUAAGCAUAAUAGCUUCUACCGAUGUAUUGGCAACUGUACUAGAAGAAAUGCCUGCGUUCCCAGAACGAGAAUCUUCGAUUCUCGCAGUUUUAAAGAAGAAGAAACCUGGCCGCGUACCGGAGAACGAAAUAAGGGAAAGCAAGAGCCCAGCGCCAAACACCAAUCAUCACGUCGAAGCACCAUCAGUUACUGCAGUUUCUGCAGUUAACAAUACUUCUGCAGAUCUGUUAGGUUUGUCGACGCCACCUUCGUCUCAGCCAACAAGCAAUACCGGUGUUCUACUGGACGUCUUAGGUGAUAUAUACAAUAUGCCAAAUAAAGUUGGUGCGACCAACGGUACUCAAAAUAUGUACAAUCCUAAAAAAUUCGUUUGUAAAAACAACGGAGUACUAUUUGAGAACGAUUUGAUUCAAAUUGGAGUUAAAUCCGAAUUCCGGCAGAAUCUAGGACGCGUUGGUCUUUUCUACGGCAAUAAAACUCAAUACGCGUUACAUAGUUUUCAACCACAAUUAUCGUGGUCGGAAGAGAAUCAAGCAAAGUUGGCUGUCCAGGUUAAGCCCGUCGAUCCUGUUUUGGAAGCUGGUGCUCAAAUUCAACAGAUGAUCAAUGCUGAAUGUAUCGAUGACUACAGUGACACACCUAGUAUGCUUAUAUCUUUUAUUUACAACAACGUACCGCAGAAAAUUACUAUGAAGUUACCAUUAACGAUAAAUAAAUUCUUCGAACCAACGGAAAUGAAUGGAGAAUCUUUCUUUGCACGAUGGAAGAAUCUUGGAGGUGCAAAUCAACAACGCUCGCAAAAGAUAUUCAAAGCGCAACAACCGAUGGAUUUGGUUCAGGUUCGUACAAAAUUGCAAGGGUUUGGAAUGCAGUUGCUGGAUGGAAUCGAUCCAAAUCCCGACAAUUUCGUUUGCGCGGGUAUUGUUCACAUGAGAGCUCAACAAGUAGGAUGUUUAUUACGUCUUGAACCGAAUAAACAGGCUCAGAUGUUCCGAUUAACGGUGCGCUCGAGUAAAGAAUCCAUGUCCGUUGAGAUCUGCGACCUGCUAGUGGAUCAAUUUUAAAAAGGCCUAGCAGGCGUGUAUAGAAGCGAGGAAGGAAGCUAGUUCAUGGUCACGUCGCGGGAAGGCACGAUAACGCUUUGUAAUGCUCGACCGCGUUGUGCCAGAAAAAAGAAAAUACUGAUAAUUAAGCGUUAAGAAGCGUGUGCGGUUAUACCCAAGCUUACGGAUAGACAUCUUUGAUUGCUAUAAUAUUCAACGCCAUGAAAAUCAUGCUCUCAAGAGAUAUUUGGUGGCACGUAAGAAGAUGGUUUUAAGAAAAGAAUUUACGAGGUUUCCUAAGCAGCCUAGCGUUAGGACGUAAGAUUAAUAUAAAAGAUUAAUGAAAGAAAAGUAAUAAGUUUAAACGAACAAAAAAAAAGUUCAAUGAUAUAUAUAUAUACUGUAAAAGGUAUCAUUGUACUUUGUCUAUCGUUUCUACGCGACGUUUCCAUCUUAUCAGACUCAGCAUUCCGGCACAGACGUAAACGUAUGUACCUUUAGUUUCUAAUUCCACGUGUCGGGUUCGUAGACGUUAUUCUCAACGUCCGAAAUCGUAUUUGGGUUCGAAUUAUGUCAAGCAGAGAAUGGAAGCAAAUAAUUAUUCGCACCGAUCUUUCAUUUCGUUUUCUUUUAUGAAAGCGUCUUGUUUCCGUUUAUAUUUUCUGUCUGUUAUGUGUGUCCUGUUCUUUGUCUGCUCUGUGUAAGUAUGUGUGUGAGUGUGUGAGUGUCUCAAUUGCAUAUGUGUGUUGCGUACGUGCGCGCGCGAAUGACAGACACUCGUGCCGUACAAAAGAAAAAAUGCGAGUAUGCGCGCGGUAUACGUUUUUUUAUAUAACGAGCAUCAUACGAAAUCCAAAAUAAUCCUCAAUAAUUUAACGAUAUAUGCAUAAUAUCGUAUCAGCGUUGUUUAACGCAACAUAUCAGUUUUCUCGUUAGCACACGCACUCAUAUGUCGCAAGUGCCAUCCUAUGCAAUCACUCGUUAAGAACUAUCUAUAUCGCGUUGUCCAUUUCUUCCGAGUUUCUUCAGACCUUUUAUUUUAAUCUCGUUUUCAUCCUUAUGCAAUGGCAUACAAAGAUUUAAGUAAGUAGGUUUGUAGUUUGCGUUAGGACAAUUAGAUCAUCCAAGUUUCAUUCGUUUGGAUAUUUUUCCUAUAUUUAAAAGAAACUCGGUGAUAGAAAAUUUCUAUAAUCAAUUCAUUUUUUUUCUCUGCUUCCUAUAAUAUUCUCCUUCUCUCUCUCUCUCUCUCUGUUCUUCUGCUUAGUUUCGCGGGAUAAAUCCAUGGCUGGUAAAUUCCCCCCGACGACGAUAUUGUAUGUAAUAGAAAAAGCAGAUGAUGCUUGUCGAAAACGUAAUGAGGUGGGGUGAUGAUCCUUUUUGAUGAAUAAUCGAGAGCGUUGAUGAAUUAGUUUAAUUUCCAUGUAAGCAUGACUAGAGAUUGAUCUUUAAUUAAUUUUAACGAAUUUUAUAUAUGAGAUGUAUAUUUCAUUAGUAACAUAUGUAAUAGAGAUGCAAGCAGCGUGUGAUUACAUUGUACAGGUGAUAUUUACAGUGUACUGCUAAAUGCAUAGGAAAGAUUUGCCGCGUGAUUGUUGGACAUAUAUGAAAAAUAUAUGUCAAAACGAUACAUUGUCGAAAAAAACGAGAGAACAAGAAAUGAUUAACAAGGAGGAGGGGGGAAUGAGAAAGCAAAAUGCAGCUUUAAAGCGACGUUGAGACAUGAUAUAUAGUUUACGAAAGACGAUGAUAAUUCAUUCAGAUGGAUUGUAAAGCUCUAUUCAAUUGUAAAUAAGUAAUUUUCAUUAUAAUAAUUAUAGAAGCAAUACUACCGUUAAUGCGGGAUUGCUUGUUCGCGAGAUAUGUAGAUCGCAGUACUCGUAGCCUCGAGAGGAAACUUCUUUUAUUAAUUCCUUUUAGUAAGUCUUCUUCUUCUUCUUUUUUUUAUCCUUAUCCUUUUUUUUUUUUCCAAUUAGGAUUCCAUCAUCAAAUUUUUUCUUAUUGCGUUUGCUCCUUCUGUUCGUUCAAAGGGCACUCAAAAUAUGCCUUUUUUUUAUGCAUAUUAUAUAUAUAUAUAUAUUUUUUUUUGCUCUUUAUGUAAUAAUAAGUCCACACAUUAUUAUAUUGUACAAUGGUAUAUAGAUACAUAUCUGUUGAAUGUGAAUGUUAACUUAUAAUAUAUUAUCAAAGUUAUUGAUUUAAAAUGCGUUUGAUCAUCGGCAGAGGGAAAGGGAAGGGGGGAGGGGUGUCUACGUAUUUUACAGAAUCGAAAGAAAAAGAUGCCUACAAUUCUUCUCAGACAUAUUUUACGUCGCGUAGUAAUAUCUUAAAAGGGAUAUAUGAAAAAUAAUAUUUAAAAAAAGCCUGUACAAAUUUCGAGCCGAUAAUCGGAAUGAUGAUGAUGACGAUGAUUAUGAUGAUGAUGAUAAACCGAGAGGAGACGCAAAGAAAGAAAGAAUAAUUAAAUAUAUAUAAUCGUGGACAAUAAAGAGUAUUACAGGCGAUUGUUUUUUUGCGAAAAUAGCUUAACUGCGACACAACAAACAAACAAACGAAAGAAAGUCCGUUUUGAAGACGGAAAAAAUGAGAAAUUAAUUGUCAUUUGCGAAUUGGGGAUAUACGUCCUAUAUAUCCCAUCCAAUUAAAGUAGUAUUCAAUGUGUUAUAUAUGUGUAAAAUAUAUCCAUGCAGAAUCUCAUUACUAA
This is a messenger RNA of Polistes canadensis, 6051 nucleotides long. It is a transcript of the gene AP-2alpha, whose product is annotated as AP-2 complex subunit alpha. Gene Ontology annotation, cellular component: AP-2 adaptor complex; membrane coat. Gene Ontology annotation, biological process: intracellular protein transport; clathrin-dependent endocytosis. The transcript has 14 exons. NCBI's taxonomy places the organism in Eukaryota, Metazoa, Arthropoda, Insecta, Hymenoptera, Vespidae. The coding region runs from base 552 to 3371 and encodes 939 amino acids. Gene Ontology annotation, molecular function: clathrin-cargo adaptor activity. The record is from RefSeq and is a predicted model, not a curated record.